Gastrolobium bilobum is the source of this 2473-nucleotide messenger RNA. RefSeq lists its product as uncharacterized. NCBI's taxonomy places the organism in Eukaryota, Viridiplantae, Streptophyta, Magnoliopsida, Fabales, Fabaceae. Bases 39 to 2123 code for a protein of 694 amino acids. Gene Ontology annotation, biological process: DNA-templated transcription. The record is from RefSeq and is a predicted model, not a curated record. Gene Ontology annotation, cellular component: RNA polymerase III complex; nucleus. The transcript is spliced from 13 exons.
CCAAAAACCUUCAGCACAGAGCAGCAGAGAGUUGUGCUAUGGACCUAGACGACUUAGAAGCGCCGAGCCAGGUCCCCUCUCGAGUCUCCAAAUUCGCGCCAAAAUCAUCAAAGCUCAAACCUAAACUGAAAUCGGAACGUACACCCAAAGCUGAACCUAAACCCGAACCCAACGCAUCAUUCUCCAAAUCAGAGCCACAGGAAUUCGAUAUAACUGCCAAAAGGAAUGAAGAUAACGUGGAAACAGGGGCUUCAACUCAUUCGAAGCCCGAACCCAACGACACCGUCAAAAUGGACGUUGAACCCAAGUUUGAGACCGAAGACGAAUCAAGACAAGGCCAAGGCGAUCCCAUGGAUGAAGACAGCGCCGAAGACACAGUCGUGCGCGAAAUCGACGUCUUCUUCACACCUUCUAUCGAUUCCGACACUCAGUUAUACGUUUUGCAAUAUCCCUUGAGACCUCGUUGGAGACCGUACGAGUUAGAUGAACAAUGCGAAGAGGUCAGGUUGAAACCUGGGAGUUCAGAAGUGGAGAUUGACUUAUCCGUUGACUUUGAGUCCAAGAAUUUUGACAAAGAGUUUGCCAACGAAAUCAACUAUACGAAGCAGACUUUAUCAACUUCGUGGAAGCCACCUCGUGCAAAUGGCUGUGCUGUCGGUCUUCUUAUGGGUGAUAAGUUACACCUGCAUCCUAUUCAUGCAGUUGUGCAGCUCCGACCAUCACCACGACAUUUUAAUUCUGGUGGUUCAAAAAGGAAGAACGUUAUCUCCACUGGUGCAAAUGCUACUGUCAAAGUUGAGGGGUCAAUUGAAGAAAAGUCUGUUGCUACAUCAAAGAAACUGAAUAAGCAGUCAAUUGAGCAAAAGAGUGAUGUUAAUGAGUGCUGGGUUCCUCUCAAAUACCAUGACUGUAAGAGUGAUAUCUCCUCUAGAUAUUUGCAGCAAAUGGUGGCCCAAGAAAGUUCUCCAAUGAACUUCACAAUGAGCGCGUAUGACUAUGUCACUACACUUUGUCCUGGAGUGAGCAGCAACAUUUUACCCAAUGGUCCUUCUAAAAGGUACCUUCUAUCAUUGCCUGUGGAAGAACGUCUUAAGAAAAUGCUUAAAGAGGGUUCUCCACUUCAUCGUUUCAGUGCUAUUAAGCACUUUGCUCCUGAAUACUCUGAGGUGGAACUGCUGGAUUUCCUGCAGCAGCAUGCAAUAUUGGUACAGGGACUCUGGGCUCCAAAAAGUGCAUUGCUAUAUCCUCAGGGUGGUAUGGAAAAUUUAGCCAGAGAUUAUGUCCUACUAUUGUUUAGCAAGAAUUUGAAAGUUCAGCCUUCCGAUGUGAAUGUUCGAGGUGAACUUGGUAAUCAUGUGAAAAACUUCCUCAAGAUAUAUGGCUUGGAAAGAUGUGAUCUAAGUAACUCUGCUGCAGAACCAAAGUCUUACUGGAAGUUUAGAGAGCUUCCUGAUGAGUCAUUCAAAAAACUCUAUCCAAAUAUUGUUGAGAAACAAGAACAACUUUUCAAAGGUUUGGAACAACAUGUUGCUUGUAAUGUUGGAAAACGUAAACUUGGUAAAAAUGCUGUAGCAAACCGGAGUGUGAAUAGUGAACUUGUUAAAUCAGCAAAUUCUGAUCAACGAGUAACAAGUCCGGGUGGAGUGCCUCCUAGGAAGAUGACCAUGUCAAAUGAAACUCGACAUGCUCUGCCAAUUGCCCUCAAGAAACUUUUUCAGAAUUACAAAGUUUGCAGCUUCCAAAUGAUUUGCCAAGGAUUGCGUGGAAUGGCGGUUGACAAAAGUAUGCUUCCAAAGGGGGAUUUUAAAAUUGCUGUAGAUGCAGCUCAUAGUCUUGAUGGUCCACAUGAUGAGCUGAAGGCGGUCAUAAGUGAAGUUGCCUGCGAUAUCCAUGGUUAUUAUGUGUUAAAGUCAUCACAGGAUGAUGCAUUCAGAGAUGUUGUAAUUGAUAUGCUUCGUGGAAGUGGACCCAGUGCCAAGCUGAAGAAGGCUGAGAUACUUGAAGCUGCAAGGAGAAAACUGAGUAGAGAGGUCACUAGCAAUGAAUAUACCAAGGUCAUGAAUGAAUUAUGUGUCUCAAAAGGUUCUGUUUGGUGUUUGAAAAGCGGUGAUGGAAGUAUGUAAAGAUCUGAGGUCUUGCUGAUUGGGUUGAGCGAAAAUUAUAUUGGGUUUAUGUUGUUAUCCUUCCUUCCUUUUAUUUUUUUAUUUUUGGGGGGAAAGGAUUGAACUGCCCACCUGCAAAAAUGAAUUUUUGAUUUGCCCAUCGAAUGGAAAUCAUACGUGCUACUUCUUUCGCUUGAAUAUAGAUAUUCGUAAUCGAGGUUAUUUUAUGGGGUAUGUUUUUCUCAUGUUACAUGAGAUAACAUAUCCUUCCUACUCAUACAUCAAAAGUUGUGCUAGGAUUUAUUUAUCUUUUUACCUUUUUUUUAAAAGAGUGGAUCCCACAUGUUUUGUGUCUAUGGCAUGAGAAGUCU